AACAUGCUCCCAGCCAAGAAGGAACUUAGUUCUUUAAACAGAUACAGCACACCCAUGGGCAGACUAUUCUGUAUCAAGAGGGUGGUGGCUGCACUGACGAGACCCCCUAAAUCCUUAACAAAAGACAAUAUUAAAGGUUUUUAAAAAAUCUCUUUUCACUAGAAUCAUAUUCAGCAAUGUAACUGCUACCAAAGAAUUCUAUAGGAAGGUCUAUCAUAAAGUAGAAUAUAAAAAUCUAAUUUUGUCAUUUAAAAUUGAAUUACCUCAAAGUGAUACCAAUCUACAAGUAAGCGGGUCAAAAUUGUUUAAAGGUAUAGAUGACUGUAUCUUUACAAUUUUUUGGGUUUAAAUCCUUUUGGCAUUUAAAAAAAGCUUAACUGUAUUUAAUUUUCUUUAAAGGUUUGUUAAAAUGCUCAAUGUUUUUAAAAUUUAUUUCCUUCUGUUGCUAGAAUCUGUCGUCAUGAUGACAAGCGAUGACCUACUUCCUAUCCUUAUUUUCCUUAUCAUCAAGUCAGAGAUUCCAAACUGGUUUGUUUAUAUAAUUUUCUCAUCGUGUUACCUCAUACAAGAAUCACCAGAGUUUCGCCCACUUUGAGAUACCACUGUGUUAGCUCAUAACAGAAUUACCCAGUUGACUAUCAUCUUCAUUUAAGCUGCCUUUGUAAUUUUUUUGUUUCUUAUCCACCUUAUUUCACUUCAUUUUUUGGGUGGUUUUUUUUUGGUGAAUCUUUUUUAAAAUUAAUUUUCUCAUGUAUAUUUUUCUCACCUGUUACUUUCGUUGUUUUUUCCCAACUUGCAGGAUGGCAAACCUUGUCUACAUGCGACACUUCCACUUCGCUAAAUCAUCUGAUGAUGAUGAGUUUGGGUAAGUUGUUAAUGUUUGCAAGGCAUCAUUGUGGAAGGAACUAGUAAAGUCAAUGGCCCUUUAUAUUAAUUUUAUUCUUGGAGUCCAUUAGAGAAAUUUUAUCUUUCUAAACCUAGCUUCUCACAAUGCUAUCUUCUCCUGAUUCUAUCUUCUGUAGUUUCUGCCAUCUCUAGUUUCUAUCUUCUCUAGCUUAUGUCUUCUUCAGAUUCUAUCUUCUCUGGAUUCUAUCUUCUCCAGACUCUAUCUUCUCCAGAUUUUAUCUUCAGACUCUAUCUUCUCCAGAUUCUAUCUGGCCUCUAUUGAAGCAGCCCUAGAGCACAUACGGACAGGGAAUAUUAAAGAUGACACUAUUGACAUCAAGCCACUGAAGGUACAGUAAACCUUUCCUUUUUGCAGCAUUGAAGAAAUGAUUACUGUAAAUCAUCUGAAAUUAAUUUAUUAAAUAAUAAAGAAAAUUCCAAAUGCCCUCAAUCUGUAGAACAAAAGGGUCAAAGAGAUACAUGCCAGGAUCUUUGUUUUGAGCUUUACAUUUUUAGGGUAAGGAUUAACUUAGGAAUGUUGUUAAAACUUAACCAAAUGAAAAGUUUUGUUUCUUCAUAUAAAGAACAUCCCUUGAGCCACACUGACAUUUUCACCCAUUGUUAUAAUGAAUUAUUUUUUAUUGCUGCAAGUUUAUGGCUUAAGUGUUCAAUAUAAUUAUGUUGUGUUUAGUCAUUGAUCAAUAACAAUUUUAAAUUUAUUUUGUUUAUUUCUCCUGAUAUCACAAUGAUGAUUUAUUUGAUGAUUAUUACAUAAUUUAUUUCAUGAUUAUAACAUGAUUAAUUGAUGAUCUAUUUCAGAGAGAGAGAUGGAACAGUGUACUUUCAACAGAACCAACUGAUGUGCAGACAACAUCAUCAUCCUCUUCAACAUCAGCCCCAUCACCAGCACGGCAGACAUCUCAGAACACAACCAUUGAUGACUUCUUUAAAGUAGGUCACAUCCCUAAUGCAGUGCUAGUCACGCCCAAAACCAUGUGGCACAGGGAAUGGAAAACAGUCGUUGUAUAUAUUUGUUUCGGUUUCAAUCUGUCUGUCUAGAAAAUAUUUUAAUCAAAGUGAAUUUAAAAUUCAUAAAAAUAACUUGGCUGCGCAGUGAUUCUCAAAUCUCAAUUGAUCUGAAAUUCCAUGAGGACAGUAUUUAGCUAUUUGAAGGGCCACAUGUGUCCUACAGGGAAUGCUUUGAGAACACCUAAUAUAUUGUAUUAAUAGAAAGUGAUACCAGGUAAAAUUAUGGUUGGAGGUAUCACUAUUUUUAUUCUUGCAGGUGUACCUUUAGAACACAUUUAGCUAAAGUUGUGACCAAUUGGUUUUCGUCUAAGAGUGAAAGUUACAUUUUGUGUUAAUGAAUGCAACAUGCUUAUUCUUUAAACCUGACCUUAGCUGGUCCAAGAGGGAGAUGAGAAGAAAGUCUUUGAGAUGUUGGAGCAGCCUCACAAGACCAGCGAGGAGAUAAACCUGAAG
Molecule: messenger RNA, 2367 nt
Organism: Lymnaea stagnalis (great pond snail)
Lineage: Eukaryota; Metazoa; Mollusca; Gastropoda; Lymnaeidae
Source: the annotation of a GenBank genome assembly